Exophiala dermatitidis NIH/UT8656 is the source of this 1719-nucleotide messenger RNA. RefSeq names its product protein-tyrosine phosphatase. Gene Ontology annotation, molecular function: protein tyrosine phosphatase activity. Gene Ontology annotation, biological process: protein dephosphorylation. Lineage: Eukaryota; Fungi; Ascomycota; Eurotiomycetes; Chaetothyriales; Herpotrichiellaceae. The coding region runs from base 1 to 1719 and encodes 572 amino acids. The transcript is spliced from 2 exons. The record is from RefSeq and is a predicted model, not a curated record.
AUGCCGCAAUCUUUGACUAUCAGUACCCCCCCACCGCACCAGAUGAAGCGGCAGCGGUCCCAGGAGACCACGGUCGAAGCCUCUAGGCCAGGCUCUGCGGGCCGUGCCUCAACGUCGACUAGAUCAACGAACGAACUCAACAAGUCUAGGAAUAUUGCCGUGAAGAUCCCACCGUAUCUGAAUAAAAGUAAACAGGAGAUCUCUGCGGCGUUCCAAGAUCUGGAGUGGAAGCAACGAUAUCGACUUCUACAUGCGGUCCAGAAUCCGGAGUCGUCUCCAUUUCGCGUGGACCGAUCUCCGGCUGUGCUGAGUCGCAACCGGUACGGCAACGUCCAACCAUGGGAAGCCCAGAGGGUCAAACUCAAGAAGCCGAUCGGCGGUUCAGACUACGUGAAUGCCUCUCCCAUUACGCUAAGCAGUCGCAACGUGCAUGCGUUCCUCCGCAAUGGAGGCCCGCUCGCUGCAUCAGCGGCCCAAGUGGAGAGUCGAUACAUCGCCAGCCAGGGACCAAAGGAAGGCCAGUUCUCCCAUUUCUGGCACAUGGUCAUGCAAGAAACUACAGGGGAUGUUGGAGUUAUUGUCAUGCUUACCCAGCUAUACGAGGGAAACAAGGAGAAGUGCGCGCAGUACUAUCCCCCGGACGACAAAACCUCGACUCUUUCGAUUGCCGCGCAUGAAGAUGGGAAUGGAGACGAGAGUGCUGAAACUACGGGCGAUGGUGACCCAUUCCUCGACGCCCCCGAAAUGACCGCCGAUACUGAUGGUGUAGGCACAGAUUCCGCUUCGAAUAGAACGGGCCCCACCCAAUCGAGCCAGAAGGACGAGGAAACCCAAGGUAUAUGUGGAGAGGUCAAGCUGCUCUCGCUCCAGGAGGACACCAGACUUGGAUGCGAGGUUCGAAGAUUGAAACUUACUAUUGACGGAGAAACCAAGGAGAUUUAUCAUUACUUCUACAAGAAUUGGCCUGACUUCGGAAAGCCGGAAGCGGAAGAUCGGAAAGCGCUGAUGGAACUCACCAAGGUCACAAAGAGGGUGGCGGGAGAUUCGCCUCGUAUCGUCCAUUGCUCUGCUGGAGUUGGGCGCACAGGGACCUGGAUAGCCCUAGAUUUUCUGCUACAGGAGCUGGAAGCAGGCAUUUUGGUCGAGUCUUGUUCCUAUUUUGCCACUGCAGCGUCGACGGCGAGAGACACCGUUGCCAAAGGAACCUGGGGCAAAAGUGGCCCUACCAAACCAAGCACACCAGACGGCAAAGAGGAAGAAGACGCCAUUUUCGAGACGGUCAAUGCACUUCGAGAGCAGCGGAUGAUGAUGGUCAUGAACGAACUGCAAUACAGCUUUUUGUACGAAGCCCUCAAGGAGGCGUUCAUCGAUAAGUACUCUGAGAAGGAGACAGGGCCAAGGAUUACCGAGGUGGCACACGAAGAACCAAGUCCGAAAGUUGCGAGGAAGAGUGCUCCGUUCUGUGGCAUCUACGAAGGCACCCGUGUCGGCACGGUUGAGCGUGAAGAGGAUACCGUGUCCGAGACUGGUCUGGAAGAGUCAGAGGCAGAGACGGAAAUUAUGGAGAAAGGCAAAAGCAUGGACGACGCGACGGGGACACCCGGGACAGAGGUGGAUACAGGGGAUCCCGAUCCCUACGCGGCAGUGGCACCGGAAACGAUCCGCGAAGGGCAAAAGAAGCACGAGCAAAACGUGGUACAAGACCAUGAAGUGAAAUGA